Cryptomeria japonica (Japanese cedar) is the source of this 3567-nucleotide messenger RNA. Its product is annotated as LRR receptor-like serine/threonine-protein kinase ERECTA. Bases 1953 to 3071 code for a protein of 372 amino acids. Gene Ontology annotation, molecular function: protein binding. The record is from RefSeq and is a predicted model, not a curated record. NCBI's taxonomy places the organism in Eukaryota, Viridiplantae, Streptophyta, Pinopsida, Cupressales, Cupressaceae. The transcript has 2 exons.
UCGCACAGUUUUCAACGGGAGAGAACGCACGACUCCAGAAGUAAGUGCAGGGCCGCCAAAAUGGAGCUUUGACAGAGCGCACUUCUCUUCAGGCAUUGCUCCAUUAGCUGGCUGACAUUUUCGUUUUACAAGGCAUAAUUUGUUUGAUUUUAUUUUCCUCCUCCAAGCGUUAAAAGGACUCACAGCCCAGACAUGCAAAUGGUCCAGCUGCCUCGUCUAUAUUUCUACAUUCUUGCAUACGUGUCAAGAAAUGGGGAUGAAAAUGAGAAUUUUUUUUUGCUUGUAUCUAAUAUUUUUAUUUGAUAGGUUAAAAUAAUCUUGGCUUGAGCUCAACAAUCUAGUAGCGUAACACCAAAGUUUUUGAUCUGCUUUUUAUUAUUUUAUUUUAUUGGCAGUAGAUUGAAAGAGCAGUUGUAGAGAGACAAAGACAGCUGAAAGAGUUGUCUAAAAUGGAGAAGAAUACAUUUGAUCAUUAGCCGAAAUCGGCCGUUUUUCCUGUGUUUGCAGUACUGGAAAAGAGUACUAAAUGCUUGAGUGUUUUGUGGACUCAUCCAUUGGUAAUAGUUGGCGGCUUGUAAAGGUGAGGUAAAUGAGAUUCUCUUUUCCAUCUUAUUUUGUAAUGCCGGAUCAAUUGUGAUUACGGGAACGGCUUACUUUUUAUAGGUUUAGCAGGGGGUUUUUGUGAACCAAAUUACUAUUGAUUGAAAUACCCAUGUUGUGUUGCCGUAUGUUUGGAUGUUAUAGUUAGAGAUGCUGGGUUAAAUAUGUAUGCAGAAUGUAGAGGCACAGACAGGGUACACAAACUGUUUGACAAAAUGGGAUAUGCACAUAAUGGAUUUGGCGGUGAAUCCCAAAUUUUGUCCAUUAGCAGACGACGAGCUCACUGAAGUGUAGUUUUGGAGCUCGUAUGGUGGGUUAUAGCUUGCAAUCAACAGGAAAAAGAGUCUCCAUGAAGGUAGUGACAAUGUUUUGGCUUUAUUUGCCGCGAGUACUUUGCCUAAGGCCAAAUGCUUAGGACUGUUUCUCAAAAGCGGGUGUGAAUUGUGACAGAGUUUGUUUAGGCAUGCUGUCAAAUACUUUGCAAGGCAUUGUUCCUAUGCGUGGAUGAUUGUAAUUAUGAGAUUGUCUAUUGGUUGUUAAACUCCUAGGCUAAAACUGAUAGUAUGGACAUGCAAGAUGUGAGGCAAGGGAGAAUUCCAUUCAAUAAUUUCAGUACAUUCAGAGAGAGGAACACUAAGGUUUGUUCUCUAGCCAGGAUGCUUGGGGACAAGGUACCUGUGAGUGAAAAAGCAGACAAAAGGAGAUUUUCAGGGCCAGAUUCAGUGAGAGAUGUGUUAUCCGAUAUGAUCACAAUUGUAGAGGAAGAAAACCUAGAGCAAUACAAUUCCACUAAUUUUCUUUCUAUAGAUGAAUAUGAGGAGCUUUCCUUUCCGAGCUCCCUGCAGCCUGGUUGGAUUUAACGAUUUUGCUAAGCAGGGAGGUGCGGAAUGGAAUGACAUUGCAGAUGCGAUGUGGAACUUUUUGUCUGAAAGUUUUGCAGGGUAAUCCCUGUUAACUUGUUAUUGAACAAAACCAAGUGAACAAGUUUAGAGAGAUUGGCUAUGGAGAGAGGAAUCUCACCUUCCUUGGGAUCACUUUCUUCCCUUUCUUAUCUUGACCUCGGUUACAACCUACUGAAUGGCACAUUUCCGUCCAUAAUUUCAGAUCUUGUUAACUUAAAACCCUUUAUCUAGACUCCAUAAAUUUAAGAGGCUCUAUUUCCUUCUCUCUAUUUGAUAAUCUCACAAAACUUGAGCUACUGGUUCUUUCUUUCAAUCACUUGACUGUGAGCAUUGAUUCAGCAUGGAUUCCACCGUUCGAGAAGCUCCGCUUUUUGGGACUAGGUUCUUGCAGUUUAGAUAAAAUUCCAUCAUUCCUUGUGAACCAAACAUCUGGACCUAUCCCUUAACAGUAUGACAACUAUUCCAUCCUGGAUAUGGAAAUUACCCAGUCUUGAUAAAUUGAACCUUAGUUAUAAUCAAUUAAAAGGUUCACUACCGUCUAGCCUAACAUCCAGAGCUUAUUUGUAUCUGGAUUUGCACAAUAAUAACUUACAUGGCGCUCUUCCGCUUCCUCCUCCUAGUGUUAAAGUGCUGGACCUGUCAAUGAAUCAGUUCAAUGGUUCUAUUCCAACUGAUAUUGGUGCAUAUAUUCAAGAAACAGAUUUCUUAUCCUUGUCGAGCAACAAUCUCAGCGGAGCUAUUCCAGUUUCUAUCUGCACUUCAGAUUUGCAGGUCCUUGACCUUUCAAAUAAUAUGCUAAGCAGUAUGAUUCCUCCUCAUUUAACCAGGAAUUGCUCCUUUCUCAGAGUUUUAGAUCUAGCAGAAAAUCAUCUGGAAGGUAAAAUGCCAGCAGAAUGGGGAAACCUGAAAGAGAUUAAUACAUUGAAGCUAUCCGGUAAUCAGUUGAGAGGAGUUAUUCCCUCAUCCAUGGUAAAAUGUCAAUCUCUACAAGUAUUGGAUUUGGGAAAUAAUAAUUUGGAAGGUACAAUCCCCCACUGGAUUGGAAACCUAUCACAACUGCACGUCUUGAUAUUGAGGUCUAAUAAAUUUCAAGGUACUAUUCCACCCCAGCUCAUUGACCUUCCAAAUCUACAAAUUCUGGACCUUUCUAGCAACCAUCUUUCAGGGCCCAUUCGAAGCAACCUCACAAACUUGCUUGCAAUAGGCAAUGCAUCACAGAGUAAUCCAAAUCAUCUGGAACAACACACUUCAGAGAAAACUGUAAUUACAAUAAAUACGGUAUAUACAAAUAACAUUGCAAUUUCAUGGAAAGGUGGGCAUGCUGAGUUUCUGAAAGUUCUUUUCAUUCUUAAAUGUAUUGAUCUUUCAAACAACAAUUUGUCGGGGAGCAUUCCUCUCAAAAUGGGAUCCCUUCAAGGCUUGAUAACCCUUAAUCUUUCUAAGAAUCAUCUCAAUGGUCGAAUUCCAAAAACAUUAGGGGGCAUGGAUCAGCUACAGUCUCUGGACCUCUCGCUAAACAGGUUGCAUGGUGAAAUUCCGUUAGAACUUCAGUUGCUGAGUUAUUUAUAGUUCUUGAAUCUGUCUUACUAUAUGCUUGAUGGAAAAGUACCCCGCCGAGGGCAGUUUCUAACUUUUGGGGAGUCAUCCUACUUAGGCAAUCCUAAGCUAAGUGGAAUUCCUUUUAGCAACACAACAGUCUGCAACAACUCUUCUGGCUAUGACAACUGCACAAGCAUUGAUACAAGUGGUGAAGCAGAUAAUUCAGAUCCUGAUAUUACAAAGCAAAAAUAUCAAUUGAAAUCAUUUGUGUUGCUUUGGUCAAUCUUCAUAGUCUCUACAUAACCUCAACAAGAGUUACUAAUGAUCUCUUAGGAUAGAAGACUAACUCUGUACCAGAGCAUCUAAUCUGCUUAUCACUGACCAUUUCCUACUCAUUGCAUACAUUUGUCCCCAAUAAUGCAGCCUAGGCAGACAGAUAAACUAAUCACAAAUCUAUGCAUGCACCAAACAAAAGCAAAGACUCCUGGCAGGAACUUCGCUGCUUGCAGCCCUUGUUUUUAAAGUU